Molecule: messenger RNA, 2126 nt
Organism: Paramecium sonneborni
Lineage: Eukaryota; Ciliophora; Oligohymenophorea; Peniculida; Parameciidae
Source: the annotation of a GenBank genome assembly
AUGAAAGUAUUUGCCUUGUUUGUUAUUUUGUUGGUUGGAAUUAAUACUUAAAAUAGACUAAAAGAAUAAAUUGAUGAAAUAGAUGGUCUCCUAUUAUUGGAUAGAAAUAAUUACGAUUUUGCAAUAGCAAAAUAUCCAAAAUUGAUUGUUCUUUUUACAACAUAUGGUUGUAAUUUAUGGUAUCAAAUGAAUUUAAAUUAGCUUGUAAUUAAAAUCCACUUUCAUUGAAUUAUCAAAAAGAUUAAGAGAAUAUGAAAUAUAUGUUGCUGAAGUAAUAGCAUGUGAAAAUAAAGCACUUUCUAUUAGAAUGAAUAGUUCAACAUAUCCAGCUGCUUAUAUGUAUAAUGAAGGUGAAAAAUCAGGAUUUCCGAAUGAUGAUGAUAUUGAAUUGUUAUUUGAGUACGCUUUAUAAAAUUAGUAUGGCUUAAUUACAUAGUUGAAUUUACAAAAAGAAGUAUAAUAACUAGUUUAUUAUUUAGAUUGACUUAUUUAUCAAAAGAUCUAAUAUUGCAGUUAUAUCUUAUUAUUCUACUAAUGAGAUAGCUGAUAUUGCUAUUAAAAUGCCAUAAAUUAAAUUUGGUAUUCUCAAUUAACACAUUUAUCCUAAAAUUCAUUAAGCAUUUAUAAAAAACAAAGCAUUUGAAAAAGAAAUAUAUUUUAAUGGAUAAUUGGAAGAAUUUUAUGAUUUCAUAGAUAAAAAUGCUUAUCCUUUAGUUUUUUCUUUAACUGAAGAGGAAUUUAAAAAAGCAGAAGCUGAUGAAAUACCAUUAGUUGGAAUGGUUUUGGAUCCCAAUUAAUUUAAUGAUUUUAUUAAAAGUUAUUUUGAGAUUGUUGCUGAAGAAUACAAAGGUAAAUUACGUUUUGUCUUGAUUAAUACUAAAAAUGAAUUGACUGUAAGAAGAUUUUAAUAUUUUGUUGGAUAAUCAUUGGAAUACAAGAGAAUUUACUAUUAUAAUUUCUAUACAAAAUAUAAGAUAAGUUAACCAUAUGAUGAAGGUUCGAUACCUACAUUUAAAAAAAUAGUAGAAUAAAUUUAAAUAUAUUCUGAACCUUUUUGGGUAGGAGAUGGUUAUGUUCAUGAUUUGACUCCUUUAAAUUACUAGAUUUAAAUUAAAUAGAAUCCUAAUCAUAUAAUUUUAUUUAAUGAUAUGAAUGCUUGUGAUUUGUGUUUUGGUUUUAAUGAUGUUUUUAAUGAUUUGGCUAUUAAAUAUUAGCAUCGAAAUAAUUUAGUAUUUGCAAAAUAGAAUAGAAGUUUAAAACCAAUAAGAGAAAUAAUUGUUGAUGAAAUACCAUCUUUAUUUAUAUAUUUAAAAUAAUAUGGAUAAGUUGAUUUAGUGAUUUAUAAAGGUGAAUUAUCAGAAGAGACUAUAUCAUUAUAUAUUGAAGAGAAUAUUCCAUUUACAAAAUUUUAGACAGGAAGUUUUCCAUUUACAUCUGGUAAUGAAAUAAAUAAUGAAAAUUUUGAGAAUAUGAUAAUGAAUAAUGAUAAACCCGUUCUAUUAUUAUUUUAUUCACCAAAUUGUGAACAUUCAAAAGCAGCUAAUUAAUUAUUUGAAUAAUUAAUACCUAUGUUUGAAAAUAAAGUAAUAUUUAGUAGGACAGAUGCAACUAAGUAUAAAUUUGAAAGUUUUAAUAUGAAUUCUUAUCCAUCAAUAUUCUUUAUAAAAGAAAAAUAGAUUUAAAAAUAUGAUUCUUAAUAAAGAUCAAUUGAAAAAUUGAUUGAAUUUAUAAAUGAUUAGUUGAAAAUAAAAAAUGAUUAUCAAAGAAUAAUAAAUAAUGGAAUAGUAAUAACUGUAACAUCAGAAACAUUUUAAGAUAUAGUAAUAAAGAGUAAAUAACAUGUAUUAGUAAAAUUUUAUGCACCAUGGUGUGGACAUUGUAAGAAUAUGGCAAAAGAAUAUGAAGAGUUGGCAUAAUUAUAUAGAGGGAAUGGAAAUGUUCUAAUAGCAGAAAUGGAUUGGACUCAACAUUAGGUUGGUGUAGUAAGUAUAAGUGGAUUUCCGACAGUGAUUUUAUUUUAUAAAGAUGGAAAUUCAGUAGAAUAAAUAAAAUAUAAUAAAUAAAGAUAAGCAAGAGAGAUGAAAUAAUUUAUUGAUGGAUUGAUGAAUUAACAUGAUGAAUUAUGA